AUGUUAACGGUCAAGCUGGCCAUAUCUCUGCUGUUUGUCAACAUUUGCAAGCUAGCAGCAGAAUACACAGGUUUGGACACAAGUCAGUUGAGAAAUAUCAAACCUUCCCGCAUCAAUAAGCUCCAGAGGAAUCGUACAGGUUUAUUCGGGAGAAUGGUGCUGAGCAUUGCAGCAAUUGCAGUAAACUACCUACUUGACAAGCUCAAGGACUUUCUAGAGAAUGGGGUUCUAUUCAAGGAUGCCGAGGAAGAAGUUACUUUAGUGAAGAGACAAUUGGAGUACAUAAGGACAUUCCCAAGGGUUGCAGAUUCCCUGGAAGAGAGUGAUGAGGAAGUCAAAGUUUGGGUGAAGCAGCUGAGAGAAAUCGCAUAUGACGCUGAAGAUGCUCUUGAUGAGUUCAAACUUCUCCUGGCGCAUGAUCAUGGAAUUUGUUCCCCUGGUCUUCUCUCCAGGAUGUCCUGCUGUAUCAAGAACAUGAAAGGUCGAUACCGAAUUGCUUCACAGAUGAAAUCCAUCAACUCCAGAAUAAGAAACAUAUAUGAUGGACAUUGGAGAAUCCAUGACAAAUUAAAAGCCGAACAUCAUUAUGGCUCUAGUAAGCCAGAUGACACGUGGCAGGACCAGCGAGGGCAAGCUCUUCUUUUAGACAAAGCUGAGCUCGUGGGCGUCAGUGAACCGACAAAACAGUUGGUCGGCUGGCUGGUUGAGGGUGCUUCCACGCGGGGAGUAAUCUCAGUUGUGGGGAUGGGAGGACUGUGGAAAACUACGUUAGUCAAGCAAGUUUAUGAAGAUCCAGAAGUGAAGAAACAUUUCAUGAUACGUGCUUGGAUAACUCUUUCUCAAUCUCCAAAUAUAGAAGAGCUCCUCCAAGGCACGGUUCCACAAAUUUUGAGGGAGACCCAAGCACCUGUUCCUCCUCUGCAGGACAACAUGGAUACAUUAUGCCAGAGGACUAUUAUAAAGGAACUGCUACAAAAAGCAAGGUACCUGAUUGUUGUAGAUGAUGUGUGGCGCAUAAAUGAAUGGAAUGCGAUCAAACAUGCAUUGCCUAAUAACAGCUGUGGCAGCCAAAUAAUUAUCACUCCUCUUUGCUUGCUGCUCUCGGCCAUCUAG
Molecule: messenger RNA, 1113 nt
Organism: Eucalyptus grandis
Lineage: Eukaryota; Viridiplantae; Streptophyta; Magnoliopsida; Myrtales; Myrtaceae
Product: disease resistance protein RPM1-like
Exons: 3
Coding region: 1-1113 (370 amino acids)
Molecular function (GO): ADP binding
Source: RefSeq, a predicted model, not a curated record